Messenger RNA from Gallus gallus (chicken), 1265 nucleotides. It is a transcript of the gene MAPK12, whose product is annotated as mitogen-activated protein kinase 12. Bases 69 to 1154 code for a protein of 361 amino acids. Gene Ontology annotation, molecular function: MAP kinase activity; ATP binding. Gene Ontology annotation, biological process: protein phosphorylation; intracellular signal transduction. The transcript is spliced from 12 exons. NCBI's taxonomy places the organism in Eukaryota, Metazoa, Chordata, Aves, Galliformes, Phasianidae. Gene Ontology annotation, cellular component: nucleus; cytoplasm. The record is from RefSeq and is a predicted model, not a curated record.
GGCCCGGCCCGGCGCUCGGCGCUCCCCCCCGGGCUCUUUGUUGGAGGUGGCGGCAGGGGCCGCGCGCUAUGUCCUCCCCCAAGAACGGCUUCUACCAACAGGAGAUCACCAAAACCCUCUGGGAAGUGCGGGACCGCUACCGGGACCUGCAGCCCGUGGGCUCCGGCGCCUACGGAACCGUCUGCUCCGCUGUGGAUGGAAGAAGCGGCGCCAAAGUGGCCAUUAAGAAGCUGUACCGCCCCUUUCAGUCCCAGAUCCUUGCCAAGAGAGCCUACCGAGAGCUGCGCCUCCUGAAGCACAUGAAGCACGAAAACGUCAUUGGAAUACUGGAUGUGUUCACACCAGAUGUCACACUGGAGAAAUUUAACGGCUUCUACCUGGUCAUGCCAUUUAUGGGAACAGACUUAAGUAAGAUAAUGAAGCAUGAGAAACUCACUGAAGACCGAAUCCAGUUCUUGGUAUAUCAGAUAUUGAAAGGCUUAAAGUAUAUUCACUCAUCUGGCAUAAUUCACAGGGAUCUAAAGCCUGGAAACCUGGCAGUAAAUGAAGACUGCGAACUGAAGAUCCUGGAUUUUGGAUUGGCCAGGCAUACGGACAGUGAGAUGACAGGUUACGUGGUUACAAGGUGGUACAGAGCCCCAGAGGUCAUCCUUAAUUGGAUGCAUUACACACAAACAGUUGACAUCUGGUCUGUGGGCUGUAUAAUGGCUGAAAUGAUAACGGGGAGGCCUCUGUUCAGGGGAAACGACCAUCUGGACCAACUCACAGAAAUAAUGAAAAUAACGGGUACGCCAAGUCAAGAUUUUGUGCAAAAACUGAAGAGUCAGGAUGCAAAAAACUAUAUCAAAAGCCUUCCAAAAGUCCAGAAAAAAGAUUUUGCAUCCGUCUUGAAGCACGCGAGUCCUUUGGCUGUAAAUCUUUUGGAGAACAUGCUGGUGCUGGAUGCGGAGGAGCGAGUCACGGCAGCUGAGGCUUUGAUGCACCCUUACUUUGAACCAAUUCACGAUCCUGAGGAAGAAAUCGAGGCUGAGAAAUAUGAUGACACAUUUGAUAACAUGGAUCUGCCCCUGGAUGAGUGGAAGCGUAUUACAUAUAAAGAGAUACUGAACUUCAAGCCACCACAAACAUCAGAGUCAAAGGAGACAGCGGUGUAACUGUAUGGCUCCAUCUUUUCGGAACUCAGAAGAAAGCGGGAAAGCUGUAAAUGUUUGUGAUAUUUCAGAUGUAUAAAUUUUUUAUAAAUAAAUUGGAUGUAAUCUAUUUCA